This is a messenger RNA of Populus nigra (black poplar), 2462 nucleotides long. RefSeq lists its product as uncharacterized. Gene Ontology annotation, cellular component: cytoplasm. The record is from RefSeq and is a predicted model, not a curated record. Gene Ontology annotation, molecular function: ubiquitin protein ligase activity. Bases 470 to 2161 code for a protein of 563 amino acids. The transcript has 3 exons. Gene Ontology annotation, biological process: protein ubiquitination. NCBI's taxonomy places the organism in Eukaryota, Viridiplantae, Streptophyta, Magnoliopsida, Malpighiales, Salicaceae.
UGUUUAUUAGUCUGCUUCCUCUCUGUUUAAAAUCUUCACCUUUAUCAUAAGAGAGAGAAAUUUCACGCGCUUCCUUUCCUUUUCUAUUCUCUCUAUCAAUUUCUAAGAAAAUGUCCUCCUUUCUCCCUAUUGGAGUUUUAAUCACCCCCUAAGAAAAGAGGUUUGUUGUUAUUGUUGUUGGAAUUUUCAUUGUUGCUGCGGUGGUUGUCUUGUUGGAAUUUCCCGUCUUGGUUGCUCUGCCAAAAAGUCUCUCUCUUUCUCUUCUUUUUUAGAUCCAUUUUUGCCACUUCUUGCUCCACACAUAUAUAAUUGCUGUGGUGUUGUGUUGUUGGAUUCUUCCCAUUCUUAUUUGAAGAAGGGAGUAUUCUGCUUUAGCUCUUGCAGUUGGAGUCACUGCUGUCAAGAUCGGUUUCUUUCCACUUUCUUGAUUUUUCCGUGCUGAUAAUUGUAGAAGAAAAAUAAAAUUGCGAUGGAUAGGGAUUUGCGAAGAAUUUCACAGGACAUGCCCCUGUCCACUGCUCAUAUCCAUGUUAAUGGUGGUUUUGUAGCUGACCAUCCUAGCCACUCAGCAUUAUGUGCUCUGUGCCGAAGUAUUCUUGUACCUGAUAAUGAUGAUCUUGAGAUUAGUAUAUGUGGGCACUGUAAAUUUUUGCUGCUUGAAGAUCUUGAGACCCCUACUCGAGAUUCUCAUUUGAGGAGGCUUCACAGAGGAAGAAGAACCAGGUACAGCAGCUCUGAAUCGAUUGACACCCUUUUCUCACAACAAUUUUCUCAGGUGAUUAAUUUGGCUAGGCAAAACCACAACACGAUUUAUGGGAAUGAGGAUCGAUCUAUAGAUGGUGAUAGUUCUGCUAGGUUGUUACAGCGUACGAGCUCUCGCACAACUCCAAGUAGUUCUCGAAGAUGGCAGCAUCUUUUUUCAGAUUCUGAAAGUGAGAGUUUUGAUAAUGUGGAUUCUCUUUAUGGGGAGAGUGAAAUUAAUUUCAGAUCCAGUAGGUACCGGGUUUUUCACAGUGAGAGUGAUGCCAUUUCUUCAAGUGUGUAUGGUGAAGACUCUGAUGCUUCUGUGGAUGGACAUAGUGUCCUGGACACAGAAAUGUUUAUUCAAGCAGAUGAGGGAAGCAAUUUUGACAGCGAUACUGACAUAGAUCCAAUGCAUGCUGGUCUCCACCAAUGGAACUCUGAUGACCUAGAAGAGGAAGAGGAUGAAGAAGAUGAGGAAUGGGAAGAGGCUGAUGUUGAGGAAGACACAAUUGGAUCUGUAGAAGCUGGAGCUCGACUUCGAAAUAUGUUUAUUUCAAGUCCUAGCGAAGGUAAUGGCCCUGUUAGUUGGCGCAGGCAGUUUCGUUCACCGGAAUUUGAGGGCAUGAAUCACCGGAGAACCAGGCAACGUAGACAAGCAUAUAACCAUGGCUUCUUAGCUAACUUGGAAGAAUCAGAAUUACCACGACACAUGUGGAAUUCUGAGUUUGGAGAUUAUGCCACAGGCUUUGGGGAUUUGCUUGAAGCUCUUGCUCGUUCUGAUAUUGGAAGGAGAGGAGCACCUCCUGCAGCUGUCUCUUUUGUGAAUAAUCUACCACUUGUGAUCAUCAAUGAGGAACAUGAGAAGCAUGAUGGUUUAGCUUGUGCAAUCUGCAAGGAUCUUUUGUCAAUUGGCACUGAAGUUAACAAGCUUCCCUGCCUUCACCUAUACCACCCUUGCUGUAUAUUGCCUUGGCUGAGUGCACGAAAUUCAUGUCCUCUCUGCAGGUAUGAAUUUCCAACCGAUGAUAAAGACUAUGAGGAGGGUCGGCAAAACUCUAGUACCAGAAUGGAGAUGCAUGGUAUUCAGCGGCAGGAAGUUAGCGAGGACAGUUCAUCGGAUGUCUCAGAUGAACCUCUUGAACAUGGUCAAAGAGGGAGGGGAUUCCUAGAUGUGGGCCCGCCCUUAAAUAGCUCUGGCAGAGAGGGCAGUGGAAGGAGAUGGCUUUUGCUUGCUGCUGCCCCCCUUGUUAGCCUUUUGGGUAUUGUCUUUGUGAUGUGGUGGGGCAAUCCUCAAGGAAGACGGGCAAAUGGUCAUUGCAAUUUCUCUGGGAGAGGCCUGCUUCAAAUUCAAGUUUCUGGCUCUUCCCAACUCAAUCAAAGGGGCAAUGGGAGGAGAAGAUGGUGGUCUUUUUUCUGACGAUUUCCUGUGCCUGAACGUGUUUAGCGCCUAAGAUAUUUAUUAUUAUUUUUUUCCCACUUAUCUUGAAUGGAUCUAAUGUUUGGUCGGAAAGCAUGAUCAUGCCUUGCCUCUAAUAUGGACGACUGGGGAGUGGAACUGGUUAGGUUUCUGAAAGUCCGAUGAAGAUUUGAUCUUUUUAGUUGCUGAUUGGGCAACAUAUUAUGCCAUUCGAUACGCUAAUGACUCGAACUUAUUACUCGAAAAAUAAACAAACAAAUAAAUAAAAAUGAGGGCCUGGCACGGUCAUACUUGCUUGUUA